This is a messenger RNA of Lynx canadensis (Canada lynx), 2833 nucleotides long. It is a transcript of the gene ARHGEF16, whose product is annotated as Rho guanine nucleotide exchange factor 16. The record is from RefSeq and is a predicted model, not a curated record. Gene Ontology annotation, biological process: activation of GTPase activity. Gene Ontology annotation, molecular function: protein binding; guanyl-nucleotide exchange factor activity. The coding region runs from base 770 to 1963 and encodes 397 amino acids. Lineage: Eukaryota; Metazoa; Chordata; Mammalia; Carnivora; Felidae. The transcript is spliced from 9 exons.
GCAACACUCCCUACGUGGCGCCGUCUUCCCUGCUAAAGUCGAAGCAGACAGCCAAGAGGGACCGGGAGGGCCUGCUGCCUUCGAGCUGGCGACGGAGGCCCAUACAGGGACGGCCAGGGAGCAGAAAGGAACCACAAGCGACCUUUUCAGCGUCGACAGAAGCCGUAGCACGCCGCGGGGACAGGGCGCUCUGGACGGCUCUUUGCAGGACGUGCAAACAACAGUGCUGGUUUCUGGAAGGGUUGGAAUCUCCCACGGCGUGGGCAGAGAAUGAAAACCCGGGACAGAAGAGGCCGCAGCGUGGAGACAAUGCCAGAGGUCGGAGUGCGGGAUCCGGGCCGUCCCGGAAAGAGGGGCUGGAGAAAACAGGCGGGGGAAAGUUUGCACGAGAGAUCACCAGGAUGCGCCCAGACCUGCGAGGCCCGAGGAAGGGGCUGGAAGGAGGCACAAGUCUGUGGCUCGGGGAGUGCGUGUGGACCUUUCCCCACGAGUGCUGGUGCUCCCUGUCACCCCCCACCAGAAAGUAGGAGCCACACCUCCACAGGGCAGGGGACGCCCCAGGCUGUGAUCGUCCAGGGAGCCAGCGUCGGAGCGUGUCUGGUGUUUUCCCAGGAGCAGAGCACCGGACAAGAAAGGAGGCCUCCGGAUUCUGGAAGAAAAUAAUCUCCCACGGGACUCUGAGCUCAGCAGGUUACCCGCCCCAGGGACAAAGAUCUGCUUCCCGUGAGGCUACCUCGUAGCCUCAGGAAGGACACCGUGGCCACUCAGCAUGUCCCAGCGACACUCGGACAGCUCCCUGGAAGAGAAGCUGCUGGAAUACCGCUUCCACUCCGAGCUGCGGCUCGAUGCCAGGGGGAACCCGGCGUCCGGGCUCCCCAUGGUGCGGGGCGCCCUGCAGCUCAGGGACAACGAAGGCUUCCAGCUCGAUACCUUGGUGCCCCCCGCUGUGUCCCCUAAGGACGAGGAGCCACGGGCUGUCGUCCUGAGCACGCAGAGCCCCGCGGCCCUCAAGAUGGGCACUCAGCAGCUGAUCCCCAGAAGCCUGGCCGUGUCGAGCAAGGCCAAGACCCCGGCCCGCCACCAGAGCUUCGGGGCGGCCGUGCUCAGCAAGGAGGCCGCCCGGCGGGACCCCCGGCUCCUGUCAGCCCCCAGCUUCUCCCUGGACGACAUGGACGUGGACGCGGGCCCCGGGGGGGCGCUGAGACGGAACCUACGGAACCGAUCCUACCGGGCGGCCAUGAAGGGCCUGGAGGCGCCGGGCGGGGAGAGGGGCCCCCUCCAGCUCAGCCCCAAGCUCCAGGCCCUGGCGGAGGAGCCCAGCCAGCCUCCCGCUCGGUGCCCGGCCAAGAAUAAGAGGACACUGGGGCGGAAACGUGCACACAAGGGCUCCUUCAAGGACGACCCCAGGUUCUACCAGGAGAUCCGGGAGCGGGGCCACGGGGACGCGAAAGCGCACCGCCUCGAGGACAGCUUCGUGGUGCAGGACUACGCCCAAGUGGACCACAUCCGGGUCCAGAAGACGGAGGCCUCCGACCCCUCCCUGCUGGGGGGCGGCGGCAGCCGCGGCUCCUCCGUGCCGCACCCCUUCCAGGUGACCCUGCUGCACAACAGCGAGGGCCGCCAGGAGAAGAUCCUGCUGUCGUCCGACUCCGCGAGUGACCGGGCCCGCUGGAUCGUGGCGCUCACACACAAGGAGAGGCAGAGUCCCGCCAACAAAGGAGACCUGCCCCAGGUGGAGGUCACCAAGGCCUAUCUGGCCAAGCAGGCGGACGAGAUCACCCUGCAGCAGGCGGAUGUGGUCCUGGUUCUGGAGCAGGAAGACGGAUGGUUCUACGGCGAGAGGCUGAGGGACGGGGAGACGGGCUGGUUCCCCGAGGACUUCGCCCGAUGCAUCACCAGCCGCGUGGCCGUGGAGGGCAACGUGCGCAGAAUGGAGCGCCUGCGCGUGGAGACAGACGUGUAGCCCGCUCUGCCCGGCGAUUCGAGGGGCGCAGAUCCACCGGCCCCCAGGAGCCUGACAGCCCGCGGGUCUCCCGAGGCGCUGGGGGCUGCAGUGCCGGCUGCAGACACAUCCGGUGGGAAGCUCGCACGCGCCGUCCCCCCCGGGGGCCACCCUCCCCCAAGCUGUCAGGGCCACGCCAGCUUGGCCCCACGUCUCCCACACGUCCCGCACCCACCGCACCGCCACGCAGGGCACGUGACUGGACGCAGGACGUGGCCCGGCUCCUCCCUCGCCUCUCCUGCCCCCACGUGGGACCGAGGGCCCCACUCUCUGAGAGGAGGUCCCGCCUGAGGGAGCGGACUCUGGUGCCAGUGCUGAAAUCCUGACUGAGGUUUCCACAGACAUUAAAGAAAGUAUUUCUUUAGCGCCUGGAUUUCCAUGGGAGCCUGCGUCUCGGGGAAGGCCAGGGCAGUCCCUGCAACAUCCCCAGGGUGCCACCGGCCGGGACCGGCUCCCCGCGCGUGGUCACCUGGGCCGGGUCCCGGGGGCGUGUCCGGCCCCCCCUCUUCCUGGUCACCCGUGCUCGUCUGUGGCCUUGGCCGGACUGUCCGCCUGGAGCUUGGUGAGCGAGGCCGGUGGCUCCUGACCCCUGUCCCCACACACUCCUUUGCUGGCUAGCGGGCUCCGUCUGGCUAGUGGGUCUGGGGGCUCUUCUGGGAUGUCCCACCAACCCCCGCCUCCCUCAGGGCCCAUCUGUCCCCCCAGGACCUGGACGUGCAGGUGGGGAAGUCUGUCCACACCCAGGGCCCCCUCGGCUCGGGCAGUGCUGUCCUUGGGGUGGGGGCUCCCAUUAUGACAAGAAUCUGCCCAGAUCCCGCGGGAGCUCCGGUC